Gossypium raimondii (Peruvian cotton) is the source of this 2250-nucleotide messenger RNA. Its product is annotated as aspartic proteinase PCS1. Bases 59 to 1399 code for a protein of 446 amino acids. The transcript has a single exon. Gene Ontology annotation, biological process: proteolysis. The record is from RefSeq and is a predicted model, not a curated record. Gene Ontology annotation, molecular function: aspartic-type endopeptidase activity. Lineage: Eukaryota; Viridiplantae; Streptophyta; Magnoliopsida; Malvales; Malvaceae.
CAAACACUUUCACGUAACAAAACUCAAAAAGGAACAGAAAAAGUGGAAAAAAAAAUCAAUGUCUUUUCUUCAUUUCCUUCUUCACUUCACGAUUUUCCUUCUUCUUUUCCAUGAAAUCUUUUCUUUUCCUUCCAACCAAACACUCUUUUUACCACUCAGAAAAACCCACGGCGGUCACCGUCCACUACCCACUUCCGCCGCCAGUGCUGCCACCAACAGGCUUGCUUUCCACCAUAACGUUACUCUAACGGUUUCACUAACCGUCGGGUCGCCGCCGCAGGAUGUUACGAUGGUACUGGAUACAGGGAGUGAGCUUUCGUGGCUUCACUGUAAGAAAACGCCGAAUUUAAAUUCCGUUUUCACCCCUCAAGUUUCCAAGUCUUACAAACCCGUCCCUUGUGGUUCCCCGGUUUGCAAAACCCGUACACGUGACUUACCCGUUCCCGCUUCAUGCGACCCGAAUAAUAAACUAUGCCACGUGGCCGUCUCUUAUGCUGACGCUUCAUCAAUAGAAGGAAAUCUCGCGCACGAGAAUUUCGUAAUCGGAUCUUCGACCCAACCCGGGUUUUUAUUCGGGUGUAUGGAUUCGGGUUACAGCUCAAAUUCGGAGGAAGAUUCCAAAACAACCGGGUUAAUGGGCAUGAACCGCGGGUCGUUAUCUUUCGUUAGUCAAAUGGGAUUCCCCAAAUUCUCGUAUUGCAUAUCGGGUUUCGACUCCUCCGGGGUUUUACUCCUCGGUGACGCGAGUUUUUCUUGGCUUGGGGAGUUGAAUUAUACUCCUUUAAUUCAAAUAUCCGACCCGUUACCAUACUACGACCGAGUUGCAUAUACGGUUCAAUUAGAAGGUAUUAAAGUUGGGAAUAAAAUAUUAGACCUACCAAGAUCCGCUUUUGUACCCGAUCAUACCGGUGCGGGCCAAACAAUGGUCGACUCGGGUACCCAAUUUACUUUCUUAAUGGGUCCGGUUUACACCGCUUUACGAAACGAGUUUUUACAACAAACGAGAAGGGUUUUACAAGUUUACAACGAUCCGAACUUCGUAUUCCAAGGGGCGAUGGAUUUAUGUUAUCGGGUCAUGGGUUUGUCUCGGCCAAGUUUCUCGAAUUUACCGCGAGUUAGUCUAAUGUUUCAAGGAGCUGAGAUGAGUGUAUCGGGCGAGAGGCUAUUAUACCGGGUACCCGAUAUGAACAAAGGGAGUGAUUCAGUGUAUUGCUUCACAUUUGGCAACUCUGAUCUCCUAGGAAUCGAAGCGUUCGUGAUUGGCCAUCAUCAUCAACAAAACGUGUGGAUGGAAUUCGAUUUGGUGAAAUCAAGGGUUGGAUUUGCUGAGAUCAGAUGUGAUCUUGCAGGUCAAAAGCUUGGUAUUGGACCCUUAGGGCCCCACAAAAAAAGAAUGUAAAAACGUUGUGAAAGGAUUUUGGAUGGAUCCCACAUCGUCCAAUCUACGGCCCACCUGUUUUGAUGGAAGGUGGACCAUUGAUCGGACAAUGUAUGGUCAUGAUUGGAAAAGCAUGGGAUUCUUUUCUUUUCUUUUCCUUUUUUUUUUAUGUAAAUAAAAAUAUUUUAAAAUUUUGAUUUUCUAAAUCUAUGUCGAGGCUUUUAAGGGUAAUAUUAAAUAAAUAUAUAUUGAAAAAUAUAUUUGUAAUUUUUCGUGUUAGUCGCAAAAAUAUAUUUACAUCAGAUAUUGUUGUGUAGUAUUAAUUAUAUGGUUUAAUUUUUUUUUACCUAUAUGUUUCUAUUUUGAGAGUAUUUCAAAAUAAUAAAUAAUUUUAUAUGUCAAUUUGGACUCGUGUUAUCUUAAGUUUUAUUUUUUUCAUUGUUUACUAAGUUUUCAGUUUUAAAAGUUUUUGCUUGCUCUUGUAGCACGUUUUUUAAUCUUGCUUAUGCAUGUAAUAUUAGUUUUACAAGUGAUUUUAGGGAUGAUUUUGUUGCCGUCCUUUCUAGUUUGGCGAAUGCUCCAUUCUUCUGUCGAUUUUUGCUUGUCACUUUGGACCAUCCGAGGUUGAUUUCCUUAUCGUAUUUAAGUGCUGGCAAUUACUCCAAAUAUGUCGUGCUUGAGUUGUGAUAAAGCCAAUUGUCAACGUGUCAUAAUGUUCUAUUGAUGCUGAGGCUAAAGCUUUUGUUGUGUUGAUGGAGUUUGUCAUUCAUCAUCUACAACGAGUGUUUGCUAAUUUUUUUCUUAAUUGUAUGAUUUCAUUCAUCGAAUGAAUUAAUGAUUUUACCUUAAAAAAGAUUUCGAAUUAAUUUAAA